Messenger RNA from Callorhinchus milii (elephant shark), 855 nucleotides. Its product is annotated as putative protein TPRXL. The record is from RefSeq and is a predicted model, not a curated record. The annotation marks the transcript as partial. The transcript has 3 exons. Gene Ontology annotation, molecular function: DNA binding. Lineage: Eukaryota; Metazoa; Chordata; Chondrichthyes; Chimaeriformes; Callorhinchidae.
GCACGCUCCAGUCUCAGCAGCAGCGUCUCCAACUCCUCUUCUGAAUGAGCAGCUAUUACCAAAUCACGCUCCGGUUGUGCGACUCCUCCGGACACCACUACCGUCACAACCAUCACGACCAUCACCACCGCCAUCACCAUCGUCAUCAUCACAACCAUCACCUCCGUCACAACCAUCACGACCGUCACCACCGCCAUCACCAUCUCACCACCGCCAUCACCAUCGUCAUCAUCACAACCAUCAUCUUCGUCACAACCAUCACCACCGUCACCACCGCCAUCACCAUCGUCAUCAUCACAACCAUCAUCUUCGUCACAACCAUCACCAUCGUCAUCAUCACAACCAUCAUCUUCGUCACAACCAUCACGACCGUCAUCAUCACAACCAUCAUCUUCGUCACAACCAUCACCACCGUCACCACCGCCAUCACCAUCGUCAUCAUCACAACCAUCAUCUUCGUCACAACCAUCACCACUGUCAUCAUCACAACCAUUAUCUUCGUCACAACCAUCACGACCGUCAUCAUCACAACCAUCAUCUUCGUCACAACCAUCACCACCGUCAUCAUCACAAUCAUCAUCUUCAUCACAACCAUCACCACCGCCAUCACCGCCAUCACCAUCGUCAUCAUCACAACCAUCAUCUUCGUCACAACCAUCACCACCGUCAUCAUCACAAUCAUCAUCUUCGUCACAACCAUCACCACCGUCACCACCGCCAUCACCAUCGUCAUCAUCACAACCAUCAUCUUCGUCACAACCAUCACCAUCGUCAUCAUCACAACCAUCAUCUUCGUCACAACCAUCACGACCGUCAUCAUCACAACCAUCAUCUUCGUCACAACCAUCACCACCG